AUGCCGGCAGAAGUGAGAACGGCAGAUGAAGCCCUCAUGGGUAACUCUGCUCCAAAAAGAAGAGCACCCAACAAAAGCUCCAAUGCAACAAAUAAAGACGGAUUAUCUGAAUGCUUCAAAGUUGUCAGAACAAGCUUGUAUGUUUCGUUGGCACCAUGUCACAUCAAGAACCCUAUCAACGGUAUAAAAUCCCAGCAUUUGGAUCCAUUGAUCAUGACAUACUCUCCGAAAGCAGGAGGUGUUGUGUUGUCGUACUCCAACUUGCAUGUCAGUAAGGACCAUCACUCAGUUGACUCUAACGGAGAACCUAUAACUAUCGCUAAAGUCUCUGACUCUUCGCCUUUUUCUUUCAUGUGGGUGAAUGUUGACAUGCUCAUAUGGUGUCCACAGAUUGGAGAUGUCUUAGAGGGCAACGUGUACAUGCAAACAGCUUCUCAUAUUGGUUUGUUGGUUCAUGAUACAUUCAACGCAUCUAUUAGACUGAGAAAUGUUCCUCAGGAUUGGCAAUUUAUCCCUAGCCAAGAAGACGAGUUUGAAACUGAGCAACUGCAAGAGAAUGCUUCUAGCAAGUUUAGAUCAUACGGAUAUUGGUCUGAUGCUGAGGGUACUAAGGUAGAGGGUAAAAUCACAUUUACUGUUAGAUCCAUUCAUACAACUGGUAAGAUGUUGUCACUCGAAGGUACUUUGGUACCACCAGAAAGUGAAAUUGAUGCUCAGCCAGUUUCGCAAGAACGGCGUGGAUCCACUACGGGAGUCCCAUCAGGCAGACACAUGAAGUUUGAUGAAGAGCCAAUCCCAGAAAUUGUUGAAACUACAGAGCAAAAAGUUGAGUCGAUACCAACAUACGAAGACAGUGAUGCUACUGGUGACUCAUCGGAUUCAGAUGAGAGUUCUGACUAA
Molecule: messenger RNA, 900 nt
Organism: Clavispora lusitaniae ATCC 42720
Lineage: Eukaryota; Fungi; Ascomycota; Pichiomycetes; Serinales; Metschnikowiaceae
Product: DNA-directed RNA polymerase I subunit
Biological process (GO): DNA-templated transcription initiation; DNA-templated transcription
Cellular component (GO): RNA polymerase I complex
Source: RefSeq, a predicted model, not a curated record